AUGGGGCCACCUACGAAUGCUACUACGUCAAAUUCGACACCCACUACCCCGACAACGAGUACAACCAUGGUUUCUUCGAUGACUGUGGCAACGACUUCUGUUACUCAGUCAAAACCAUCAGUCACCACACAACCCAAAACAGAACCGAGUAUCCAAUCAAUGCUCCAACAAACGAUGGCCAAAAUGAAUGCCAAUCAUACCAGAACUGAAGAACAGUUUGAAGCCCUACAUCGAAAGACGGAAGAGGGACUUAGUCAAUGUGUCCAGCGAUACCAACUGACGGACACUCGGCUAACAAGAGUGGAAGAUGAAAAUGUGGUCAUAAAAACUCAGUUAGACCAACAAACCACGAACGGUCAGAUCACCGAGAAUCGCCUCAGCACACUGGAGAGUGACGUAGUGCAGAUGAGGAAGGAGAUAUCCCAGAUAUCAGAUAAACACCCAGUAUCUGCGAACCAUGAUCUAUCGCAAAUUCUAAAACCCAGUGUCUUGUCUUCAACUGAUGUUCCAACCAAUCUGCCCAACCGCAGCAAUGUGUCUCCGAUGCCCUCGACAGUUCCAACCAUUAACCUCGUGAAUACUUUCGACUCACAAAGAUCAUCUUUUUUGGGAGCUCAAGAACGUUUCCAGGAUUCUGUAUCUGAAUUUUCUGGGCAAAUUUAA
Messenger RNA from Metopolophium dirhodum (rose-grain aphid), 663 nucleotides. RefSeq lists its product as uncharacterized. NCBI's taxonomy places the organism in Eukaryota, Metazoa, Arthropoda, Insecta, Hemiptera, Aphididae. The transcript has a single exon. The record is from RefSeq and is a predicted model, not a curated record. The coding region runs from base 1 to 663 and encodes 220 amino acids.